Messenger RNA from Adineta steineri, 450 nucleotides. NCBI's taxonomy places the organism in Eukaryota, Metazoa, Rotifera, Eurotatoria, Adinetida, Adinetidae. The record is from the annotation of a GenBank genome assembly.
AUGUUUCCUUGCGAUCGUUUUGGAGCUGUUCAUAUAAUUCGUGUUAUCAUCGAAAUCUUACUUAUUACAUUUUUACAUAUAUUUGGUUCAUGUCGAUUAGGUAUUAUAUUUGGUUUUAAUGAUACUAGUUCAAUCAUAUUUUCAAUUACAAUUAUUAUUAUGGCAUCAACGGAUAUCUAUUAUUUACUUUUAUCAUUAUUUACAUCGGAAACUCCACGACAUAGUGCAAUAUUUCAUAUUAUAUUCUAUAGUUGUAUGAGUUUGUUAGCAUUAAUAUGUUGUGUUUUUUCAAUUGUAGCAUAUAUAUAUUGUGUACAAAAUAAAUAUAAUCGUCUUUGUCCUUAUUAUACAUGUUCAAUCUUAUGGAUUAGUAUUACAUUAACAUUUCUAUUGACAAUUAUGUAUAGUGGUUCAACGAAAUUACUUUGUUGUUUUUUAGGACAAAAUUAA